AUGGGUAUCGGAUACAAUGUCGGAGGCAAAGUUGCAUUGGUCACCGGCGCAGGAUCAGUGGACACCUUCGGUCGUGUCAAUAUAGUCAUCAACAAUGCAGGCAUUUUUGAGCCUCCUUGGUCAUCCUUUAGGAACCCGCCGGGGAUUUCUCCACAGUCCAGAGACCCUGUCGACGCUACAGUGGGAUCAUACCACAUUUUCAAUGUCAAUACCAUAGGUCCCAUCCGCCUAGCACAGAUGGCGGUGGCCUAUUGGCUGCAAAACAGGGACACCGAAGGCAACCUGCUCUGGGUUUCUAGCAUGGGAGGUUACGUCCACUCAAUCCAGACACCAUUCUACUUUGCGAGCAAGGCUGCUAUCCUGAGUGUGGUCAAAUCAUUGCAAGGUUUGAAGGAGCUUGUUGGUAUUAGGAACUCGGUGAUCUGCCCAGGGCCAACAAGAACUCCCUUGUUCGACCAGGAAUUUUGCAGAGAUCGUCUCCCUGUCAAUGAUCUUGCUUUAUCAACUGAGAAUCUAGCUGAUGCUAUGAUGAAGCUUCUUACCGAAGAGCAGUAUGGCAACGGAAAUAUCCUCGAGAUUAUGAUGACUGGUAGUAGAGAUCAUCCUCAGGUUCAUCAGAAAGAGGUUCAGCUGGAAGUUCUUUAUCCGACAGCCAGUCCCAUGGGUGCAGGCACAAAAGCCAUGGAAGAGGAAUUGAAUUUCAUGCGAAUGGUUGCCCAGCAGGGAAUGCGUUCAACCUGCGCACCGGAGGGAAAACAUUGA
Colletotrichum gloeosporioides is the source of this 762-nucleotide messenger RNA. RefSeq names its product putative oxidoreductase. The coding region runs from base 1 to 762 and encodes 253 amino acids. The record is from RefSeq and is a predicted model, not a curated record. NCBI's taxonomy places the organism in Eukaryota, Fungi, Ascomycota, Sordariomycetes, Glomerellales, Glomerellaceae. Gene Ontology annotation, molecular function: oxidoreductase activity, acting on the CH-OH group of donors, NAD or NADP as acceptor. The transcript is spliced from 3 exons. Gene Ontology annotation, cellular component: cytoplasm.